Nezara viridula (southern green stink bug) is the source of this 3694-nucleotide messenger RNA. Lineage: Eukaryota; Metazoa; Arthropoda; Insecta; Hemiptera; Pentatomidae. The record is from the annotation of a GenBank genome assembly.
UUCAGCUGCUUUUCCGUUGAUCCCCACAGCCUUUGCUUUAGAGCCGAGUUAUAGUGACCUGGUAGGCUCCGGUAACUUUUGUGUGGAUUGUGGAAGGCUUAGAUAUUAGUGUUCAAAACUUAUUGGCUAACCUGUUAAUUUUUUCGGUUCGUCAUGUCGGUGGACAAAGAGGAGCUAGUCCAGAGGGCGAAGCUGGCUGAACAAGCCGAGCGAUAUGAUGACAUGGCAUCAACCAUGAAAUCCGUCACCGAGACUGGAGUGGAACUCUCAAACGAAGAACGGAAUCUCCUCUCUGUCGCCUACAAAAAUGUUGUAGGAGCCAGGCGGUCCUCCUGGAGGGUAAUUUCAUCUAUUGAACAGAAAACCGAAGGCUCAGAAAGAAAACAACAGAUGGCCAGGGAAUACAGAGAAAAGGUUGAAAAAGAACUGAGGGACAUCUGCUACGACGUUUUAGGCCUGUUAGACAGGUUCCUGAUCCCCAAAGCCAGCAAUGCCGAAAGUAAAGUUUUUUACUUAAAAAUGAAAGGAGAUUACUAUAGGUACCUUGCUGAAGUAGCAACAGGAGACACCAGAAACACUGUUGUGGACGAUUCACAAAAGGCUUAUCAAGAUGCCUUUGAAAUAAGUAAGUCGAAGAUGCAGCCAACACAUCCCAUUAGGCUGGGUCUCGCUUUGAAUUUCUCCGUUUUCUAUUACGAGAUCCUCAACUCACCUGACAAAGCUUGUCAGCUUGCAAAACAGGCUUUCGAUGAUGCGAUCGCUGAACUUGAUACCCUCAAUGAGGAUUCCUAUAAGGACUCGACACUCAUCAUGCAGCUUUUGCGAGAUAACCUUACCUUGUGGACAUCUGACACCCAGGGUGAUGGCGAUGAGCCCCAGGAAGGAGGCGACAACUAAACCAACUUUCCCUUUUUCCCCUUUCCUCCAAGCCCAUCCACCUCCAGCCACCCCACUUUAUAUACUAUUACCCUCAUUGUAAAAAAAAAAAAUCUUGUAUUCACCACAUCUCACCAAUAUCUGAGUGUGUGUGUUUAUAUAUAUACACAUGUGUAUAUGUAUACACAUACAUAUGAUAUACAUACAAAAAGUAUUUAAAACCAAAAAAAAAAGGAAAAAAAAAAAAAGCAGCGUAUACAAACCUAUGCCAAGCACCAUUUGUUUUCAUUCAUGUAUAUAUUAUAUAUAUUAUCAAAAUUUUCCUGUUAAUAAUGCUUUACACACUUCUCUUGAUUUCUUUAUACUUGUUUUUAUAUAGUAUGGUAAUACAUGCCCACAUAUAUAUAUAUUUAAAAAUUGUUUAAUUUUUGUUUGUAUUUUUUAUAUGUAUACAUACAUAUAUAAUUAAAAGAAAAAGAAAAGCUUAGGAUUAUAGAUUAUAUUGUAAGUUAAUUUUAUUAUGUUCCCUUCUUAUUUUUUAUUUUUAUUUUUGUGGUGCCAAAAUGUGUAAUUAGCUAACAAAAAAUCUAUUCAUGGGCAUAGUUUUUGUACGUUGAUGCUUUUUCUAUGAAUAUAUAAUAUGUUCUGUCUCCUAUUGUUCGGCUUCAGACUGUUGAUGUUUUAUUAAUGGAACUUGGAAAUAUUCACAUAUUCGCGAAUACACAUGAUAAUCACUCUUAUUUCCUUUUGCUUCAUGAUAAUGUACAAGAAAUGUUUUUAUUAAUUAAGAAAAAUGUUGAAGUGGUUGUGUUAAGGAAAUAGAGAGCGCGAAUUUUUUUAUCAGGGUGUUUCUUGUCUGAUAUUUCAGUGGAUGUGUACUGUGUCCAUUUAUCUCAGUUUUUGUUUUCUUUUUCAUAAGGAAAACUUAAUUCAGACUGAGAUUUUAUUUAUAUUUAUCUUAUGCAGUAUACAAUUCGAGGGUGAGAGCAAUUACAGUUUUUCAUAAAAAUAAAAAAAACAAACAAAAAUAACUUGUCAUUUUGAUGAUCCAAUAAAAAUAACUUAGUAAAUAUCAUUUUUAUGGUAUGAAUUUAAAAAAUGUAUUAAUUGUAAAAUAUUUAAUUUGUCAAUUCACUUAAUAGAAAUACUUGGAUCCAUUUUUAUUUGUCAGCUUUCACCAGUGCUGUAAUGUUAUAAAUGUGAUCUGUUCAAAGGAGAUUUCCAUUGGAAAUGUAUUAUUAUUUUUUUAUUUUUCUUUCUUUUUUUUGUUUAAUUUACAGCAUGUAUGUUGCUGUCAAUAUAAAUUGCCGUUGUUCGAAACCUUCAAAGUCUUGAUGUAGCAACAAUUUUUUAUUAAUAAAAUUGGAUUUAAAAAUCUCAAAAGCGUUUGGGUCAAGGUAUGCCUGGGAGCAAAUAAUUACAGGAUAUAUGUAUAUUUGUCGUUGUGCCCUUAAAGCCAAUGCACCAAUCCCAUUUUUCCCCACUCUCUUUGAUUCAAAAUUGUCUGUUUUUAGCUGUAUAAUUGUCAUACAUACUUAUUGUCAUUUAUGACAGAGUCAUAAACAAAAAAGAAAAAAAAAUACUUUGAUGUAUUUAACGUGAUUCUUUAUAUAUAUAUAUAAAUAUCUCUUUCUAUUCUCUAAAACUUUGGAAUUAUAAUUGUUAACUCCCAAUGACUAAACCCUUGUUCAUACAGGAUUUCCUAAAGUUUACUUUUGUUCCUUUCUUGAAUAUAGAGUGCCUAUAGUGCCACUUGACUUCUAAAAAUGAAUGAAAUUAUAAUUGAUUUAGCAAUCUUUAGUGUGCAUGUCACAAUUUUGCUCAAAAUUAGUUUGCUCGUUUGGAGGAAAAUAAAUUGUAAGGAACCAAGUAUACUUUAGGAAAUUCUGCAUAUUGGUCUGUUGUUAAAUGGGAAUAAAUGUUUUGUUCUUCUUUUGUGAUUACAUCAUGUAUGUAAGAUACAAGAGAAAAAAAAACAACAGCCUUAAACUCUGCAAGAUAACAAGGUCAUGGUUUUUUUUUUUUUUUUAAGAAACCUUAAUAAUUGUUGAAGAUCACUUUUAUUUUGGUGACAUCUUGAGUUAUUAGCUGGAUGUAGCUUGUACGAAAUAUUUUUAUUUUUUUUAAAAAAAGAAAAGAAAAACUUAAGUGCUUUGUAAUUUAUCUGUUACAAGAUACUGAAGGUAUACCUUCACUGAUUGGUUUACCUGAACGUUUCAUUUUAUGUCGAUGGUUAAUAAAUUUUCGCAAUAAAAUAGACGCCUAACUUAUAAUACUUGGUGCUACAUAUUUUAUCAAUCACCACUGUUGAAUUUUGAUUAAUUUCGUUUGCUAUCACAUGAAAUGUCAGUUUCUGUACUAUAAACAAACAUGAACAAGUUUGGAAAAAAAAGUUGUUAGAUUAAAAGAAAUGGUAUUUCUGAACAGCUAACUGUUUUUCUGUCAUUUUGAUGAUUAUUUUUUAAAAAAGUCUGAAAAGAGAUCCAAUUAAUUUAUGAAAUUUGUUACUUGAUUUUGUUUUCUAUUCUUAAAAUAAUUACUUUUGUUUGGUGAUCAGCUGUAUAGAACCUCAUAUUCAAAGUUUUAAUCCAAUUUGAAUGUGUAUGUUAUCAUUCCUGAGACUGACAUAUCUGUGAAAAUAACUUAUGUUUAUCAGUUUAAUGCACAAAGCAAUUUAUAUUGUUUGGUGCUUCUGAGUUAUGUGAUGAUAAAUUAAAUUAUUGUAGUUACGAAAGAAAUUGGGUAUUUUCCAAAGUAAGAGUUUAGUUAAUUGUUAUUUUAUACAUCAAUUAAAUUAAAACAUUUUAACUAAGUACAU